Messenger RNA from Calidris pugnax (ruff), 3734 nucleotides. RefSeq names its product docking protein 7 (gene DOK7). Gene Ontology annotation, biological process: positive regulation of protein tyrosine kinase activity; neuromuscular junction development. The record is from RefSeq and is a predicted model, not a curated record. Gene Ontology annotation, molecular function: protein kinase binding. The transcript is spliced from 12 exons. NCBI's taxonomy places the organism in Eukaryota, Metazoa, Chordata, Aves, Charadriiformes, Scolopacidae. Bases 56 to 2161 code for a protein of 701 amino acids.
GAGCGCGGGGAGGGAGCGGCCAGGCGGGCGCAGCUGUCCGGAAUCAUGACUGAAGAUGACGGAUUCCGUGGUGGUGGAGGGUCACGUCAAGUUGAGAGAUGGAAAAAAGUGGAAGAAUAGGUGGCUGGUGCUGCGCAAGCCCUCCCCGGUGGCAGACUGUUUGCUCAUGCUGGUGUACAAGGAUAAAUCUGAACGAGCAAAAGGGCAUAAGGAGAGGAGCAGCAUGACCUUAGAAGACAUCUGUGGCUUGGAUCCUGGGCUCUCCUAUGAGGGCUUGAAUCACACACUUGCAAUCAUCUGCCUCUCUCAAGUUGUGAUGCUGGGCUUUGAGAACAAGGAAACAAUGUAUGCGUGGGAUGUACGAAUCCGCUACAGUUUGGGGGAAGUUCAUAGGUUUCAAGUUUUUGUAGCACCUGGCACUAAAUUGGAGAGUGGGCCUGCUACCCUGCAUUUCUGCAAUGACAUUCUCGUCCUUGCAAAAGACCUUCCUCCUAGUGUCAUGGGGCAAUGGAAGCUCUCAGAUCUGCGUCGGUAUGGAGCUGUCCCAAAUGGAUUCAUCUUUGAAGGGGGUACCAGGUGCGGCUUCUGGGCUGGUGUUUUUUUCCUUUCUUGUGCUGAAGGAGAGCAGAUCAGCUUUCUGUUCGACUGUAUCGUCCGUGGCAUCUCCCCGACGAAAGGCCCUUUUGGUUUACGUCCAGUCCUACCAGAUCCAAGUACAAAUCCAGCCUAUUCAGAAGAAAGAUUGGCUCAUGAAGCUUUGCAGUUAGAAAAGCGCUUGAGCUUGCUUUCUCAUACAAGUCGCCAGGGCAGUGGAGGAGAUGAUAGAAGUCUUUCAAGCUCAUCUUCAGAUACCAGCCACUCGGAUGUUAGUGUUGGGAGCAGAUUGACAAUUUGGCCUGAACAGUCUUCAGCCAGCACUUCUCAAGAGAGUCACGGACUGGCAGCGGCAAAAGGCAUUCAUCUUGGGGAAGAAAAGACCCUUCCAGAAGGGGCACGUGGCACCACUAAACCACCUCCAAAGCCCCUCCGAUCCAGACAGCUACAGGAAAUAGGUCGUCAGAGCUCGUCCGACAGCGGAAUAGCUACUGGUAGUCAUUCUUCUUACUCUGGAAGCUUCUCUUCCUAUGCUGGGAGCUUGGACAUUUGCCAUGGUGAUGAGUUUGGAUCGCUGCUAAGCCUGCCAUUGAACUUUCCUUCAGAUCAGAAUCUAUGUACUUGUCCUCACAGUGAGCCCCAGAGAGGUGCGGGAUCAGAGUAUCAGGUUCCCAGCUCUCUCAGGCAUAUUUACGAUAUACCCAGGAGUUUGUUACAGGCAGCUUCUAAAGAUGUGCAACCAAAGAGUACAGAUUCCACACUACCCAAGGACCAGGGCUUGUCACCUCAAGGUGCGAGUGACCCAAAACUGCUACUACCACACUUGGAAGCACGGAGGGUACCUGAGCACAGCCAGGACAGAGGGAGGCCUUCAUCCUUGCUCGCAGAAGGCACCAAGGACUCAAGUGAUGAGACAUAUGUGGAUUUUGUUUCGAGGUGGUCAGACAAAAAACCUCAAGGACAGGUGUCAGACUCCAAAAGUAGUGAGUUGUCACCACCUAGUGGGGCCUCAGCUGACCCCUGUGAGACAUGUAGCCCCCACCUUGGGAUGACAAGAGCUCUUUUUUCAGCUUGUCCAAUCUGUGGUGGACUAAAGGGAACAGCAAUAUUGCAGUCUGGAGUCUUACCAGCUAUACCAGGUGGUGCUUCUGUCAUGGCAGCUUCUGGGUCUUUGAAAGUGCAUAGAGGGCACAGUUUCCAAGCUGGUCCAAAAGGUGGUUAUGAGAUGCUGACACUUCCUGCAGAACCUGGAACUCCUACUAGCCCUGAGGAACCUGAAGGGGCAGUAGGUUAUUCAGCUGAUGUCCCUCCAUCAGAUCGACUCCACAGCGAGACAGCCACCUAUGUUAAUAUUCCUGUCAGCCCUACUUCCAAAAAACAACUUCAUUACAUGGAACUGGAACUCCAAGAACCUAGCACAAGCAUAAGAGGGAGUGGAUCAUCACGAUACGCACAGAUUGACAUUGCAGCCACUGAGACAGCCCACAAAGUGGGGACGCAGCACGCCCAGUGCCGGGAGGAACGCCUGCAGGAGCUGGAGCAAAAGAAGAAAGGGGCUCAGCAAUGACCCAGCCAGGAGAGAACUUUUGGCUCACCAUAAAUUGGUACUAAUUUAGCUUCCAAAAGAACGACAUUUAUUUUAAAAAGCACUCAUACAAAAAACGAGAGUAGCUUAUUGCAUUUAUACCAGAUUCAUUCCAAUAUCUUGAUUCCCAAUUGGAAAGCUGGUAGCAUGAGGGGGGUGCGUGGUCUUUUUAUUUUAAUUUGGUCAUAAUAUCCUGAUUUUUUUUUUCAUAUGCAAUGGCAGAUGCAAGUUACCUUUUUCUAUAAUUCUAAAAUCUUCGAGAACCUGGAACCAAUUCCAGUGUUUAUUAAAUGGUGGCAUUUUCUUUGAAAAUAAAGAACUUGAAUGUGUGCAGAUAAGGGAAUGUGAGUGCGUGCGUGGUAAGUGUACACAUAGGUUUGCAUGUGUGCGUAUGUGUGUAUGUAAGCACACAUUACUGAUAAAAUAUAUGUAUAUAUCUGAGUGUAUAAAAUACGUUAAACCUCUAUUAAUAUAUUAAUGGACUCUUACAAAAGCAAGGAAAUUCAGUGCCUGAUUUUUUGCAGGCACAAUUUUGUUCAAUUUGUAUGCUUAUUUAUGGACAUGCUUAACUUUACCUAUAAAUAAUUCAGUUUUGUACCUCACCAAGAGUUUGUAGCUUUGGCUAAAGUUGCUCAGAUUUAAAAGCUGCAGUGUCAGGGGUGCAUAUGUGUAUGCAUACAGACAAGAGCACACACAAACAAGUUAUUUAAUUUAAUUAUGUCUAUAAAUCAAAAUAAUGCGAAGAGACAUUUUGGGUGCUUCUGUUCUUAAAAACCUGUGUCAAACCAUAGGCUUUGAUUUCAUAGUUGCUGAGUACCUGUAAUUCUUAGCAAUUUUCCUGGAGUUGAAUAUAUGUAUCACUUUGAAAAUCAGUUCUCAGGUUUCUCACACAGAAUAUCAUAAAAUCAAGGUACUCAAAAGAAACACUUACUUUUGAAAAUUGAGUCUUUUAUUUAUAUCUCCAAAACUAUCUCUAUGUAAACCAGCAUCAGAAGCUGAUUGUCUACCUUGAAUCUAAAACUUUCAUUGAAUAAUUCUCUGCUGUCCCUAAAUAGCAUAAAACCAGUUCUCUGUAAGAGGAUGAUGUUUUCAGAGAUGCUACAGAAUUGAGGCACAACAGGAUGUUUAAUUGUAAUAUACGUUUAUCCAGAAGUCUUUGACAUCUUGCCUUUGUACAGUGAGAUUGUAUGAUUCAAAACUUGAAUUAGUUUCUUGUGGUGCACUGUCUGUGUAAUUCUUGUGCUCUACGUAUUUGUCCUGAUAAGAAAUGUUAUUUAAAUGAAAAGUUACAGCAGCGACAGUCCUGUACGUACAAAGAAAACAAAAUUUUGGCCUGCAAUAACAUAUGAGCUUUGGUUUCCAGAAAUUAUCAGGAGUAAAACCUUGGGUAUUAUGAUUUUUGACUGUGUCCUCUUAAGAUACAAUCUCACAGCCCAGUUCUGUUUUUCAGAUAUGCAUUAUAAUUCAUGUUGGUGAGUGGAAGUUUUGUGCCAGUGAGGGUUUCGCUAAGUGACUUAGAAAGAGAGGUGGGCGUUUGAUUCUGAGGCAGAAUUUA